Monoraphidium neglectum is the source of this 996-nucleotide messenger RNA. RefSeq lists its product as hypothetical. NCBI's taxonomy places the organism in Eukaryota, Viridiplantae, Chlorophyta, Chlorophyceae, Sphaeropleales, Selenastraceae. The record is from RefSeq and is a predicted model, not a curated record. The transcript has a single exon. The annotation marks the transcript as partial.
AGCGUCGACUCGUUCCUUCGCGCGGUGGGGGAGCGGCUGGCGACGCUGGGCAUAUCAGUGGGCGGCGCCCUAGAGGCAGGAAUUCUGGGGGGCCUCACGCCCGGCCAGAUCGCCACCCUCAGCGAGGCGCACGGCCGCGGCAACGCGCCGCCCACGCCGGCGCCCGCGCCCGCGCCCGCCCCCGCGCCCGCGCCCGCACCCGUGCCGGCAACCCAGGGCUCCCCCGAAGCGCCGGCGCCGGAACCAGCUUCAGCAUCUGUGGCGGCGCCGGCGGGCGCCGCGGACGCGGCGCCUGAGCAGCCGUCGAGCACGGACGCCUUCGCCGGGCCCUCUGAGGCGAGCCCCGGCGGCGCCCCGGCCGCGGCAGGCGGCGCCCCGGCUGCAUCUGGGGCCGUAGGCGGGGCCUCCGACGACGACGAGGCAGACCGCGUCCUGGACUCUCUGAUCGAGCCCGAGGGCGCGCCGCCGCCCGAGACGCGCGCGCUGAUCACGCCCCUGGACCCCAGGCGCCUGCUGGCAGACCCCCUGCUCGCGCAGCUGCCGUCCUUCAACGCGUUCACCUACGACUUCUUCGGCGACGUCAGCGGCGCGGGGGGCGAGCUGCUGGGGGGUGCCCUCGAGGAGGGCGGGGCGGGCGGGCUGGGGGGCGGCCUGGAUCUUGAUCUGGAUCUGGAUCUGGCGGCGCUGGGCGCUUCGGAUCUGUCGGCGCUGGGGGACUUUGAGCCGUUGGACCCGGCGCUGCUGGCGGAGGCGUCGGAGGGCCGCGAGGACGGCGGCGGCGGGCCGGGCGCCGCAGGGCUGCGCACGUGGGGCAGCAUGGAACCGGACACCUCGGCGGCUGCGGCAGCUGCGGCUGCGGCGGCGGCGGCGGCGGCGGCGGGAUCGGCUGCGGCGGCGCAGGGCGACGAGGCUGGGGUGGGCGGCGGCGGUGGGGCAGCGGAGGGCUCGCUGCACGGGAAGCUGCAUGGACUGUCGCUGGGGGCGGGCUUUGAGUGA